GAAAAACGACAAAGCUUUAUGAGAUUUCGAUAGAGAUGGUGGAGCAUUGAGGUCUCUCAAGUCUCUUUACUCGAUAUACAUGCUUGGGAAUAUUUAUCUGUGCGCGUCGCGUCUGGUUUUGCCUCGCGUCUUGCCACCGUUUCCAUCCUUUACAGUAUUGGGGGAGAAACUACGGUUCCAAGGUUGUCAACAAGAAGCCAACACUAGGGCCGCAAUCAUUUGAGAGGCUUUGUUCCUGUCUACGCACAAACACAUAACACCCAGACACCACAGUCAAAAGCAAUGUCAUCCCAGAACCAGCCUGGCAGUUCCGGUCUGCAGGGUCACGUCACUGAUGGUUAUGCGGCUAUCGACUUUGGAAGCACGUCGACACGGGCCUAUCUGAAAACAUCCAACAGAAAGAAAGAGCCACUGAAGGGCUACCGCGUUCAAAAGACAGGCGUGGAUGAUGACAAGAAGAAGCGCUUCCUUCGAGGAGAAUGGCCCUCCAAAGGCUGCCCUUUCGACUACCCGUACCCUGUCGGCUACGAUGCGGCGGGGCCAGAGCACGCCGAUAAACGUGACCGUUCGCUCAAGAGUUUUGUGUGGUUCCUGGCUGAUGAUGACGACAAGCAUCCAUACACUAGAGACCUGAAGGACUACCACAACUCGCUGUCCGGAGCACAAGAGAAGCAGGAGUUUCGAGAGAGGCUGAAAUCCAUGCUUGUAAGGCAUCUGGCUAUCGUGGCGGAACAGAUUCGUCGAGAGGCCGUGUUGCGCGAGAUAACCAUCCGGAGCCUGGUACUCUGCGUCCCCAAUGCUUGGGACAAGCCCAACUUCCAGGACGUCCUCAGACCUAUCAUGGACGAGGUGGCUGAGACGAUAGCUCGGGGGCUUGAGACGUAUUGCGUUUUUGAAUCGGAAGCGCUUGCACAGUACAUUCUUCAUGACGAAUCCUAUGUCUUGAAGGAUCGAGACUUCGUUCUUGUCUGUGACUUUGGCGGCCACUUCAUGGGUGGGAGUCUCUUCCAAUUCUGCCGGGACAGUGCCAACGAUAAUCAGCCCGCCUUCUUCUCCCUGCCGCACGGCAACUUCGGCAUUCGUGGGGGUUCACAGCUUUGGGAAGACCAUGCUCUCCCUUACAUCGACGCGUAUGUAGAAUCCAAGGGUCUACCCGCAGAAAGGGCGACUGUGCUUCGAGCCAGGCUCCUGCUCAUGUUCUUCAUCGACAAGGGUGACGUGAAUGAAACUUGGUACGAGAGUGGUCAGCAUUUGCAUUUGCGCACGUCAAUCACAGAUAGAUUCCCUGAUGAUACCACUACGUAUUAUGUGCUCAUCAAGCCAGCCGAUGUAAAGCAGACGUGGGAGCUCGCUUUCAGGGAAGCCAUCGAUCUGGCAAUCAAAAAAGUUCGGUCGCUUCCCGCACCUCAAUCAGACAGAACACUUGUCAUUCUCUCGGGAGGGAGUAUGCAGAACUAUCACGCGAGGGCUGAGGUGAAGCAAGCGUGCGAGACACUUGGUAUAAGCUGUAAAGUCGUGGGUUUUGAUCUCAGCGUUGAGUCAAGCAAAUGGUCGGUCUGUCAAGGUGCCGCUACGUCCGAGGCAUGUGCCAAGAGCCCCAAGCAGUUCUUUCAGCUCGGCGCGGCGAUCGCAGUCCAGACGUACACAAGAGCAGGCGACCACGAGACCCAAGCGGGUUUGCUGUUUAACCAUGGCCAGCAAAAGGAGUUGCGCUUAUCGGGCCUCCACUCGACGGGGCAGCUGGAGCGCUUUGAGUACACCUCUAGACAAGAAGUCGAGAUCCAUUUGGGACGCCGUGCGCAGAAAAAGUUCAAGCUUGUCUGCGACCCAAUGUAUGAGCGGCACCCCCUCCAAUAUCCAAAAGGCUUUAUCACCAUCGAGUCUGGUGGUACCGCCGCGCACAACAGCUGUUAUGACAUUUGGGAAGUCAGCACACACUUCGAGGCGAGACGCACGGACGGCUCCAUCGUUGCCACGCAGAUACCCGAUGGCAGAUGGUUUAUUCAAGUGGAUAGUGUCGAGUACCACGAAAAUGGACUUGAUGCUAAUUUGCACUUGCACCUGAAGAGAGAAAAAACAAGGGCGGGCAAGAAGAACCUCCGAACUCGACCCCACUACACGUUCGACCUGCCGCUCACGUCCUGUGGAUCGAGCAAUAUCGUUCAAUUGGACCAUGACCGGAUCAGAGACAGGCUAUGGAAGUUCCAACGGGCGGAGACCAAGCUGCCGCAGUCAGUGUCAGGGCAGGAGUCAGCUGGUGAGGAUGAACCGGUCGCUAAACGCAACCGGACGGCGUUAUCCCCCCCCGAGGAACCGUACCAUUCUGGCUACCAGUUAGCUGGAAUGGACCUACCAGCGGAAUCUCAGCGGUCGGAGAACGAGUUCUUCGCUGUCGACUCUCCCGAAGCUCCUGGUCUGGCCAUGUCCUUCCAGACGGUCGUCAAUUCCCAGCCAAUGGCCGGGACUCGACUUGCAACUUCGCGGCUUGACGAAUUUGAAGACGACUCUUACAUCAGAGGCAAGACUCCGACGUCGUCGACAGAAUCACUGCGCAGUUUGAAGCGGGAAAUAAGCCCAAAGGCACGACCGCAGAUGCAGGCGCAUGCGUGCAUUUCGGAUAUGAGAAACACCUGGAACCGCACAGACUAUGACUCAGAAUCCUCAGAGAGCAUUGCGGCCAUGCCUUACUCCCCUGAUUCUUUCAGUGCCGAUUUUAGGAGUCGCCCGUUUUAGGUUUUGCCUGACUUGCGGAGAGACAGGUUGCAUAUCGAGGGCCAUUCGACCCACACAUUCUUUCCUGGGACGCGUAGUGGGGUUCCUGUUGUGAAGUUUGUGGACUGAUGCGAGCAUUUCAUUCAGCCAAGUCAAGAUUUCAUUCGCUGACUGUUUGUCUUCCGAUCAUCCUCGGCGAGCAAAGCGUUGAUAUCUCUCGGAGCGUGUAUUUGUUGAUUUCAAGCCGUCGAAGAUCUUGUUUUUCAAAUUGAUGAGUGGUUAAAAGCGAUGAUAUAGCGCGAUAGGGCUCCCUGCUUCUGGUAAGCUGGAAAAAUUUUGUUUCGGAUAGGCCGUUCGAGUUUCAUAUAUUGAUUGACCUGAAGUCUGCUUUGGAAUGAGGGGAGUGAUAGGAUGCAAUCAUUGUUGUUCUCGACUUCGCGAAAUAUUUGUACUCAAGAAGGAUCUUUAACCAGAACAUUUGAACCUACUUUUCCA
Diaporthe batatas is the source of this 3207-nucleotide messenger RNA. RefSeq lists its product as uncharacterized. NCBI's taxonomy places the organism in Eukaryota, Fungi, Ascomycota, Sordariomycetes, Diaporthales, Diaporthaceae. The record is from RefSeq and is a predicted model, not a curated record. The transcript is spliced from 5 exons. The coding region runs from base 283 to 2733 and encodes 816 amino acids.